Pararge aegeria (speckled wood butterfly) is the source of this 6343-nucleotide messenger RNA. RefSeq names its product zinc finger protein jing (gene jing). NCBI's taxonomy places the organism in Eukaryota, Metazoa, Arthropoda, Insecta, Lepidoptera, Nymphalidae. The coding region runs from base 1 to 3954 and encodes 1317 amino acids. The transcript has 6 exons. Gene Ontology annotation, biological process: regulation of transcription by RNA polymerase II. Gene Ontology annotation, cellular component: ESC/E(Z) complex. The record is from RefSeq and is a predicted model, not a curated record.
AUGGCGGAUGGGUCGCCCGAGGACCGUGCCGGUCGGACUCGAAUCGAGGAUUUAACUUUUUCCGCGUCCGACCCGUCACUUGGUGACACAAAAAAGUGUAGUAGACAUACUUCGGAAGGCGUAAGAUUGAAGUUAUCGUUCUACACCGAACUGGAAGCGAGUGAAUCGAGUGAGGAAAGUGAGACGCGCGGCGUGGUUGCCGAUCGUUCCGCGGCGGCUGCAUCAGAUUUCCGAAAAACACCCGGUUCGAGCGCCGAUCGCGACGGUGACGAUAGGAAGAAGCGAUGCUUCGACCGCUACGACAGCUCCGAGUCUUCUGACAGUGGAGUGGCGGUGCUGAGUCCGACGGAAAGCGGCGGCUGCAGCGGUAGCGACAUCACUGAGCCGCGCUCGCCACGGAGCCCUGAGUCGGGCUGCAGCACGAGCGAGGAGAGCGCGGACGCGCGUAUGCCGCCUUGGGCGAGCGAUCCGGCGCCGCCGGGACAGAGUCCGCGCCUCGCGGCUCAACCCGCGCCUCUCCGCCGCCCCAACCCACCCAUUCAUCGCCGCAUUACCGAGUACUUUAAUCAUAAAAUGAAGCCGCAGAACGGUCUCAAGCGCGACUCCAAUACGGUCACUAACAACGGUGACAUAAAGAAGAAGUGCCUACCCAAAAACGGUGUCACCCAUGAUCUCGAAAAGUACAUCUCAUACUUAUCGCAAACACUGAGUCCGAAAGUCCUGCUUGAUGUCGGAAAGCAAACUGAGACGACGAGAAAACCAACAAGCCAAUUCACGCCGGUUAGCGCGAACGGUUCUAAAUCUGACUUACCAAAAACAACUCCACUAACUACUCAGUUGAAUGGAACGAAAGAAAGCGCUAAAGUUAAGGGCAACAAGGGGGCGCACACGAUGAAUGGGUUUAUGGAGAUCCGGCACGGGAUAGAAGCCUACAAUAAAGAAAAGAACAUGGGUUAUUUCAACGGUGUGAAUGACAAUAGGAAACGAAACUCAAAAUUGGCUCAAGGACCAUCAUCCAGUCAAACAGCAAACUUAAACAAAUCCAAGGUUCCAAUACCGGCGUCAAACGAAGUCGUCGGAAUGCGUAUCGCACCUGCAGUAAUCAGUCGGACACAAAAAAAACCAUCGCCUGUAAAACCAGACUCAACGAAAUUGAAUGGCAUUGUUAGCUCGACAACCAAGCUAGAUAGUAGAAUGAAUGGAGUCACGUGUGGUUCCAACAACUUAAAUCUAAUAAAUAAACCAACUUCAACUAAAAAGGAGUCGGUCAAAAAGAAUACGCAGCCAACUAAAAGAACAAACCGUAAAUCAUCAGCCUGUAUCGCAAAUAGUAAAAAUUUAACUUGGUCAAAAGCUAACAAUCUGAAACAGGUACAACUGCAGAAGCAAAAUUGUACAAAUCCAAUACAAAAUCAAAUACAAAAUCCACUGAUAAGUACACCUGGCGAAGCGAGUCCUGCACCAAAGAUGAAUAUGCCAAACGGUGUUCGUCAAGUCUCUAUGACUGUUAAUGGAAAUCUUGGAAAUAUCAAUGUACCUGUCGCUAAUUUGCAAAAUUGCCACCAGAUCAAUCUUUCACAGCCCUGUAACGGCACAGUAACAUCCAAUAAUUUACCUUCAUUUGUAGCUGUUCCCCCAAAUGUGAUGCUGACUACAUUGCGAAUACCUCAAAAUGGUUUACCAGCACAAAAUUUAAAUCAACAAGGUAAUAUAAACGCAUAUAACCGAUCAAAUGUCAACGUCUCCAGCCCAACGAAGUUGAAUGGUCAAUUUGUUUUUCCACUGAUGCAAAAUAUUAAUGGAACUGUAUUGCAAAUACCGAAUUUAAUGGCAAAAAUGCCAAAUUUCGUACUUCCUCAAACACCACAGAUUGGUUCACAGAGACAAGAUCAUCUACAAAACCAACAGGCUGCACAAUUUCUGUUUAAUGGAACCUUGCUAAAACUAGCGAAUACGGUGCACCCUACGUACACAUCCGCUAAUAAACCUGGCCCUGUCACUAGUCAUCCAAUACCAGUGAUGAACAAAAAUAUGCCAGGAUUGCAGGCUGUCGGAAUGACCGUUCAGCAAAAGCCUAAUUACACUGUAAACCUAAGUCAUCCUGUUUUAGUACCACAACCUGGAUUUAUCGUGACUUCUGUGCCAAAUAUAAACGUUAAGGAAACAUGGAGCUACACGAGCACUGGUUGCACACCAUCUUCGCAAAUAACAUGUUCAAACCCUAUUGUCCACCACCCUCCUCCUAUCGUUACGAACUUUACUAAUCAACUGCUACAUACGAGCAGUAUACCUAUAGCCCCAGUAAAGCCUCCGGACAACCCGAUUCAGGGCACGGAACCGCCUAGUAGUACUGUUAAGGAACCUGAAAUUGAUGAAGUGAACAAAUUUAAGUGUGAUAUUCCAUGGCUGUCUAAAACUGUUAAUAAUAAUAUUGUUCCAUUAGAUUCUAAUAAAUUCUUAUCGAGGCCUUUUGCACAAGUAAGUAGUUGUUCGGGAAAGCUUGAAGAAUUUAAAAUUGUAAACACGGAGAAGGAAAACAUAGAGAAUGAGAUACAAAAAGAUGAUUGUAAUGUAGAGAGUACAUGUGAAGAUAUGAGAAAAAUCGAAGAAGUUGCUAGAAGAGAGGAGACACUGUUUACACAAAUAACUGUUUUAAAGGAUGUUUCUUCGAAUGUUCAAAAUACUGUGAUAGAAGCAAAUUUUUGUAGUGCUACCACAGAGUCGUCAGAAUCUGGCAUAGGAACUGAUAAAUCUAUUGACUCACCGAGCGACUCGCAAGCUAGUAAGGAAUGUGACGAAGAUUCUUCGUUAUCUCUUAGUAUAAGUGUGAGCUCAGUAGAAACGCAGAGUAGUCAGAAAAGCCCAAUUUUAAAGCAGCCCAAAAUAUUGCGCUUUCCGCCGAGAAUUCUUACGAAGCCUAAAAAUGAUAGAAGGACUUCCAGCACAGAUACGACUGGUGUCACAAUCUGUUUAUGGGAAAAUUGUAAACGGGAGUUGGAGAGCGAUACGGACCUCUUGGAGCAUUUACAGAAUGUCCACGUGGAAUCUCAGGUGGGAAGGGAAAACUAUGUCUGCUUAUGGGAACAGUGCAAAGUGCGCGGCAAACCAUCGUGUUCAAGAUUAUGGCUGGAAAGGCACACGUUAUCGCACGGCGGGAACAAGCCCUUCAAAUGCAUCGUGGACAGCUGCAACAGAAGGUUUUCAACUCAGAUCCUGCUAGAAAGGCACGUCAAUAACCAUUUCAACGAGACGUCACCUAACACUGGCAACGGGAAGAAAACCACAGACAGUGCUGCCAAGUUAAUCCGACGGAAUGGCAAGAAGCUGCGGUACAGAAGACAACCUUGGUCUGCGCGCAUGUUCGACUUCUUCGACUCUGGCAUGAUGGAGGGGCUCUCGUGGCGGCUGUCGCGUUGCACCCGCUGGCGGCUGGGUGGCGGGUGUCCGCUGCGCGAGCCUGCGGGCCGCCACACGCUCACGCUGCACGCCGCCGUCUCUGCCACGCGUUACAACGCGGCGGAAGCGCGGCGCGAGGCGCUGCUCACCUACUACCCACCCGAUGUGAUCGAUGAUGAGUGGGUACCGGAGCACGAAGUGAGAAGAGUGAAGAGGGUGGAGAUAUGCAACCUUCCCGCUCACACGAAGGUGUUACUGUACGAGCAGUUCUGCAACUCGUAUCGCAAGACUCCCUCCCCACCGCCCACGAGGAAAGCGCCCGUCGUGACGUCACAGCCCGUCCGGCUAUUGCCAGCUCGACAGUGCGCAUCCUCAAGGCUCCUAAGCAAUUUAAUAGCGCAGCAGAAGAUAAAAGAAACGUACAGCUGCAACGCAACCAACAUGCCGAUGGAAUACAAGGAGGACGAUAGAAGCGAGAAGGUUGAAGUCAGCGGCGCGAAAAAGAGGAAGAUGGGAAGACGGUACGGCGGCAACUCGUUCUGGCCGUGCGGACGAUAAUUAAGAGGUUUUCUGGGCUGUGCUACACUAUCGUCGUGGUUUGUUGUGUAAUUUUAAUGUAUUAUACGCUGUGGAUUUCUUUCUUUUGUAAUUAUAGUUUCAGGGAAUGACCGUCUCUAUUUGACGGGGGUAUUUCGGAUUUUUGGAAAUUUGACGAAGUUGUGUCGACGGAUAUAUUGGUGGGCGCGGCAAAUUCACGACGCAUAAUGUAGUACCGUCCUAGACAGAUGUUGAUUCUCCGGCGGGUGCGUCCGUAGCGGAAUAAACAUUGAAAACAAGACUGAUUCUUACUUUUUAUAAAUUGAUAUUGAAUGGUACCUACCGCCUCGGGGUCGGUACCGGGCGAACAAACUUGUAUAUAUUUAGGCGCAAAUGUAAAAAGGUUAGGGUCGAAUGUCGGAAGGUUAGUGUCGGCGCGCGACGUGUACAUUAGGCGGUUUAGUUUAAUAUUCGACUUCGGGAUCACCGGAGGGUAGCGGACGGAUUAGUCUGAGUAGACGUAAGUUAGGUUUUAAGGAGAUGACGACCAGCGAUAAAGCAUCACUGCCAAUUGUAAAUAGUAUAGUCCUAUAUUAGUAUAGUUAGGAUGCGAUUUUAUUUCGGGCUUAGGUUUCCGCCUCGUACGGGGCGCGGUUCGCUUUCGCUUACGAGGGCCAGCGGGGGGUUUUGAUGUUGUUUGGUUAAGCGUGAUCGAGUAUCACCAAGUGCCUCUAUAUUGCACACCCGGGCUGUCCAUAAACUAUCACCUCAAGGAAUCGAGGACGUGAAGUUUAAGAUUUGAAGGAGUGACAUCUAACCGACACCCUGCCUGACGCGAUCUGUUGAUAUAAUUUAGAACGCCCGACUAGUACUUUUACAAUUACAGACGUAUGGCAUUGGGUUCUGGCCAGAGAUUGAUUGGUCGACAUCCGACUAUAUGAAUCGCUCAGCGAAGUCGUAUCACAAUGGGUUGUUGGUGAGGUGUUUCACGGCAUUCUGAGGUUUUAUUUAACACACUUGUUCCAUAGUGGAAGGCAAUGUAGGUAUAUCAACUAUUGAUCUUUGCUUUCUGAAUGGAUAAUGCGCACGUACAUGUUCUUUUAAUCAUUUAUAUCGAAAGAGAGAAUUGUGUGGCUGCAAAUCUUCCAUUAACCCUUACUAGGGGUAACUAUAAAUUUAUGAAUUAUAAGGGAAGAGUUCUGAUGGAAAUAAAUGGGACGUAUUUUAUGGACAGCCCUAUACCAUAGCAGUGUUCAAUUUAUAUCAGGUUUACCGCGUAGUCAUAUCAACGCAGAUAGUUUUAGAAUACAAUUUUAAUGUUGUAUACAUUAUGCUCCAUGUAUAUUCGAAGUGUUUUGACGGAAUCAACAACUGUCUGUUUUUGUCCAUCGAUGUUUUGUCGCAUCAUGCUUUGGUUAGUAUUAUAUGCGAAUAUAGAUACAUCCGAUAUAUAAUAUUAAUAGAUAUUAAACAUAAUUAAUUUAAAGUUACAGAAUGUUAUAAAAAAGGAGUUUUUUUGAGGCCACUAUUGACAUUUCACUUACUAACUUAACUUAAUAUUUACGUACGCACGCACAGCUAUGUUAAGUCGUGCGACUUAACAAAAGUUUUACAUUUGAGACACAUUCUUACUCAUCAUCAACGGAGUAACGCUGAUUUGCCAAAUUUGUAUGAAGGUUAAACUUAACAUAACAAUCGAUUAAUUUUGAUCGCGUUACACAAUGUACAGCUUUGGUACAGUUAGUGAAUCUAUGUCUAUCUAUGUCAAAAGUGACCUUUAAAAGGAGCUUUGCGAUGAAAUAUUAUAAUAUAAUCCUUAGAUACUGGCAAAUAUUAUAAUAUAAUCGUUAGUUUUGGCAAUCUAGCCAAGUGUGAUGCGGCAUGUAAAAUCACUGCCAUUUGAAGUUGUAUAUUUUAGGUGUAUUCGAACUUGCAUCGACAACUUAACUAUUAGCAAUAAACGAUUUGUGAUAAGAUACUUGAAUAGUUAAUCGUAAAUUGACAGAUAUUAAUUGACACGCUCAAGAUGUUUGUGGACGUGUUUUUUUUUGUAAUACAAUUCAAUGAAUACUCUACGGCUGUUUUGUAGGAUAGGGGAAUGAGAUUUAAGCCAUAAUUCAGAUUGGAAGGCAGCAUUUCCACUUGAGGUGUGUGAGGUAUCUGCGAGGAUGUUAAACUAUAUGACCGUUUCCAAAAAUGUAUGUAGCGAAUGAGAUGCGCGUAGUAGCUUACCGAAACUUUUCUCUUAAUUACGCAGUAUUUAAAAUAGUUACGCUGUACAGGACACAGCUCAUCCCAAGCUAAAGUGCUUAUUUAAAAAAAAUCUCUCGUAUGUACGUUAUGCUUCUUGGGAGUUCAUUACAAAUGUUUAUACGCCUUUAAAUCAAUUUUAUCUGAGCUAAACAAUAGA